Messenger RNA from Eutrema salsugineum, 2309 nucleotides. Its product is annotated as CDPK-related kinase 6. Gene Ontology annotation, biological process: protein autophosphorylation; intracellular signal transduction; peptidyl-serine phosphorylation. Lineage: Eukaryota; Viridiplantae; Streptophyta; Magnoliopsida; Brassicales; Brassicaceae. Gene Ontology annotation, cellular component: cytoplasm; nucleus. The coding region runs from base 228 to 2030 and encodes 600 amino acids. Gene Ontology annotation, molecular function: calcium/calmodulin-dependent protein kinase activity; ATP binding; calmodulin binding. The record is from RefSeq and is a predicted model, not a curated record. The transcript has 11 exons.
UUAGCAAACCACCGGCAUUUUUCAACGCCUCCGAUUCGUUAUUUUUCUUUAAUUAUUUUUUAUUAAUCAUCGCCUUGUUUUUUUUUUUUCCUUUUGGUCUUUCAAACAUUUUUUUUCCCCUUCUUGUUAAUCUCUGAAGCUUAUUAUUCAACUUGGUCUCCUCACCGUCCGAUGCUUUGACUUUUUUUUACCGAUCAACUUAAUUUGACCCCAACGUUCCGGCAACGAUGGGUCAUUGUUACAGCCGGAACAUUUCCACCGUCGAAGAUGACGACGGCGACAUGCCCGCCGGAACCGCCCAGUUUCCGAAUCGGGCUAAUAACAACAACCACCAGACUUCAAUUCCCAAUUCUCCGGCUGCGUCUAGUGCUUCCGAAGUCAACCCUUACACAAUCAGUCCAUUUCAGAGCCCGUUGCCGGCGGGAGUAGCUCCGUCUCCGGCGAGAACUCCGGGUAGGAAGUUUAAAUGGCCUUUCCCGCCUCCUUCGCCUGCGAAACCGAUUAUGGCGGCUCUGAGACGGCGACGAGGCACGGCACCGCAGCCUCGAGAUGGUCCGAUCCCUGAGGAUAUUGAGGAAGUCGAUCACGGCAGAGCCGGCGGAAGCGGAGGCGGAAUCGGGGAUAGGCUAGAUAAGAACUUCGGAUUCGCGAAGAACUUCGAAGGCAAGUACGAGCUCGGGAAGGAGGUGGGUCGAGGGCAUUUUGGUCAUACUUGUUGGGCCAAAUCGAAGAAAGGGAAGAUCAAAGGGCAAACCGUAGCAGUCAAAAUCAUCGCUAAAGCUAAGAUGACAUCAGCUCUAUCUAUAGAAGAUGUUCGUCGAGAGGUGAAAUUGCUGAAAGCUUUGUCUGGGCAUAGGCAUAUGGUUAAAUUCUACGAUGUAUUCGAGGACGCCGAUAAUGUCUUUGUUGUUAUGGAGUUAUGUGAAGGUGGAGAGCUAUUGGACAGAAUUUUGGCGAGAGGUGGUCGAUACCCUGAAGCAGAUGCUAAGCGUAUUCUUGUGCAGAUUCUAUCUGCAACUGCUUUUUUCCAUCUUCAAGGUGUUGUGCACCGAGAUCUCAAGCCGGAGAAUUUUCUCUUUACCAGCAAAAACGAGGAUGCAAUACUCAAGGUCAUAGAUUUUGGUUUGUCUGAUUUCGCUAGAUUCGAUCAGCGUCUAAACGAUGUGGUAGGAAGUGCAUACUAUGUUGCACCUGAAGUACUCCACAGAUCUUACAGCACAGAAGCAGAUAUAUGGAGCAUUGGUGUCAUAUCUUACAUAUUACUCUGUGGAAGUAGACCUUUCUACGGACGAACCGAGUCUGCGAUUUUCCGUUGUGUGCUUAGAGCGAACCCUAAUUUCGAAGAUUUGCCAUGGCCUUCCAUAUCCCCUAUUGCCAAGGACUUUGUGAAAAGGCUUUUGAACAAAGACCAUAGGAAAAGAAUGACAGCUGCUCAAGCUUUAGCUCAUCCAUGGUUACGAGAUGAAAAUCCUGGUUUGCUUUUGGAUUUCUCCAUCUACAAAUUGGUGAAGUCUUAUAUUCGUGCUUCGCCUUUCAGACGAGCAGCACUUAAGUCUCUAUCCAAAGCUAUACCCGAAGAGGAACUUGUGUUCCUUAAAGCACAGUUUAUGCUCUUGGAACCAGAAGAUGGAGGCCUGUAUCUUCACAAUUUCACAACGGCUUUGACAAGAUAUGCUACAGAUGCUAUGAUCGAAUCUAGGCUUCCUGAUAUUUUAAACUUUAUGCAACCUUUAGCACAUAAGAAACUUGAUUUUGAAGAGUUCUGUGCGGCUGCAGUCAGCGUUUAUCAACUAGAGGCUCUUGAAGAAUGGGAACAGAUCGCAACAAUAGCAUUUGACGACUUUGAACGUGAAGGAAGCCGUGCCAUUUCUGUCCAAGAACUCGCUGAGGAGAUGAGUUUGGGACCCAAUGCUUAUCCUCUGCUCAAGGAUUGGAUCCGGAGUUUGGAUGGGAAGCUAAAUUUCUUGGGCUAUGCCAAGUUCUUGCAUGGUGUGACUGUUCGAAGCUCGAGCUCUAGACCUACUAGGUGACUUCUAACUUUGCAAAAAUCAACCUAAUCAUUUAAACAUGAAGUUAUUAUACUGUCGAUUCAAGACAGAAACGUGAGCAGCAAGAAAAAAAGGUACCUCUUUUGUAUUAAGCAUUUUAUUUACAGAGGAACCAUUUUAAACCAAACAAACAAACGAAAGAGGAAACUAUUUUUUUGUAUUUCUUUUUUUCUAUAUAAUUUCCGGUUUGUAUAGAAGGAAUUGGAUGGGUUGUUGUGGCUCGGUUGUGGUUUUGUGCAAUUAGAUACAAUUUAACUUUUA